ACUGCAGAAAGAGGAGACUGGCAAAGAGAUCGGAAGUUUAAUUAUGGUAACCAACAGUGGGGGCCAGAUAGGCAUCACCAGUAUGAUCAGCAGAGAGAUCAGCGAUACAAAGACUAUCAUUAUGAUGAUCGUCGACCUCAUGGUGAUCCACGUAGGAAUUCUGCCAACUACAGACCAAACAGUGCCCCACGGAAGAGGUUGUAUGAACAGUAUGGUGGUGAUAGAGAUCCCAGACAUAGAGACUAUUUUGACAGGCACCAUCAUGAUCCAAAACGACGAAGAUCAGAUGAGUUCCGCUCUCAAGGUUAUCACCAGGGAGGCAGUCACCAACAGGACUUCAGAAGGAUGCCUGACCACAGAGCUGGUAUGGGCUACCAUGGGCAGGGACCUUCGGACCACUACCGGCCUUUCCACACAGACAAGUCUUGUGAAUACAAAACACUUCCUGUUGGGGCAGAUCCCCGGUCACCCACACUACAGAAGUCACCCCAUGAUUCCUUGUCACCACUUGAUCACAGGUCAUUGGAACAGAAAGGUACCCCAGACUAUAACUGGAAUAUCCGAAAAACAUGAAAAACAUGUUGCUUGAGGGUGUCUCUUGAUUUUUUUUUUCUUAAUAUAUAUUAAUGGUUUCGACUUAAUUCUGGCUCAGGCGGGCAACCACUGCUUGGUUUAUGGCUGCUAAAUCCUUGUUUGUGAAAAGACUUGGAGGAACUUUCCCAUUGCAGCUGGUUGUCACUGUAUGUAUAAAUAUAUAUAAAUAAAUAAAUAAAAUAUAUAUAUUUUUGCCAGGCAAGACUGGACAGAUUAAAGGAACCCAUGAUGCACAUUUGAAAAUUCUCAUGUUGUUCCUUAAAAAAAUAAGGAAUAAGAUAAAAAACACGAACUUCUACACCUUCCGAUAUAUUUUUUGUAUGUACAUCAUCGGCAACAAUUCACUUUGACAGAAUUGUAAAACUGAGCCUAAUCCCAAAGUCUGUAAACUUCUUUCAAAGUUGCAACAGCACUGUCAUGUGAAAUUGAUGCUCAUAGUAAACAGAGUCGUAGGCCGAAUGUCUGAAAUGAAGUAGAUCAUUUAAAACAGCCUGAAGUUAAAUUGGAGUGGCAAUGUCUGUUCUGAACAGUUUUGAGGCACUGUUUUAGUGUGUCAGGGAGUUCAGUUUCUUUUCUGUUUUAGUAGUUUAAGCGCACGUUUAUUUCUGCUAGUAUUAAUAUACAUCUUUUGUGGCACAAGUUUAAGGAAUAUCAGCUUUAUAUUUGUCUGGACUCUAAGGUAGUUGUCCUAUAUAAAUUGUUGCUGAGAGGAAAGUAACAAUGAUUAAGCUAUUUGAAAUGUUUUAAUUUAUACAACAAUUGUGAAACAUUUCAUCUGUAAACUUUGCACUUUGAGAAUAACAUAGUGUGGUAACAUCUGGGCUGCCUGGUUGUCUGGCAUACCUGAUGCCUGUUCAUAUAUAAGAAUUUGUGCCAUUUUUGGGAGAUUUGUACACAAUCAUAGCACUAAUAUUACAAAAUAUACAAGUUUUCAGCAGGUGAGGUCUAAGCAAGACAAUCUCUUGGAUAAAUUAUUAAAGGGGAUGUACUGGACAGUCAGUUUGGGAUUAAUGUUUGGAAUAUUCUAGGUUUCCAUGAGAAAGUCUAAAAUCUAAUCUAUCUUUCUGUUCUCAUUACUAGUGGUUGAUGUUUCUAAGCCAUGACAGAAGUUUCCUGUCAGUUUGUUGUCUUCUUCAGGUAGCAAGAGAUGAGUGAAGUAAUUGUAGAUGAGAACACAUUAAUGAUCGCUGAAUAUUUGACAGCCAUUUUCUUUUUGUUUCUAAAAUUGUUUUUCACGAGUACAUACUACUAGUUUUAAGUAGUUUAAUACCCAGAAAAUUUCUAUAUUAGUUUAAUCACGAGAAUUUCAGAAGGUCCCCCACAUAUUUUGCAGUCUUCAGGUCAGAAGCCUUUUAGAAACUUUUCUCUGUUAACCUAAGUGUUGGUCAGCAGGUGGUUUUCUUUACAUGAAUGCAGGAGAAGGCCAAUCUAAACACAGGCUUUCUAAUUUUUUUCCCCAUGAAUCCUGCAUAAAUUUAAGUAAAAUUUGUUUCUGUAAAAAAUUAAUGAAUAAGUAAAUGCUAUUUUUGUGGGAAAUUGAUAAAAUAAUUUGCUGCUGUUUCUAGUUGAAUGUAGCCCAGGCAGGUGCCUGUGUGGGGAAAAGUUGAAAUCAAGUCAGAGAAUUUUUUUUUAUUUUUUCUUUAAGACAAGUUAUGAAUUUCAGCAGUUAUCAGGGAGGCAGGAUUUUACUUGUUUUUUCCUAAGUAAAUUCAUUGAAAUGAAGACCCUUAAGUUAAUGAGGAGCAAUGCAGACACUGAAAAUUGCACCUUUAAGUGUAGUAUUAAUAUAUAUAAUGAGUUAUACGUUUUUCCCUCCACAUUUAUAUAUCCCCACUUUCACAUGCUUUAGUGUUUUUAAAUUUGAUAUUAAGAUACCCUGAUGCAAUUGUAAACAGUUGCAAGAUUUACUUUGUAGUGGUGUUAAAGCUUUUUUUCACGUAUCACUGUAGCUGCCUUUGGAAAUGUGUAAAUUGCUUUAAGUGACUGAAAGGGAUAAAGAUAGACUGAGCCAGUUUGAUAGAGAUUAAGUGAUCUCUGCAGGGAUUUGCAACUAUUGUAGAGAACAAAAGACCUAAAAGGAAAGAGAGAAUUUGGAUUUAUAUGCCACCUUUCUUACAGACUGCAUUCGCAAGAGCCUUUUGUAACAGAGGGUGGAAGGUGUCGCUCUCUGUGAGAAAGGCAAUUCAGCAAGCAAGACAAAUCAGUGUGACUAAGCAUCAAAGUUUGAGCAUUCACAUGCCCAUUCAGGCCAUGCCUCACUGUUGCUGUUUACCUGCUCAAUAGUCCUUGGAACUGUGCUGCUGUGGUGUAAUAGUGCUCAUUUUUAGUACAAGUUAUAACAUUGAAAUGUGAAACUACAGUCUUCUGCACACUCUUGUCAGAAAAUGGUGUGAAUGCAAGAGUACUCAGUCAUGAGAUGUAAGUUUAACAACACAGCAUUUAUAUCCUUUUAGCUGACAUUGCAGUAAGUGAUUAAAGCCUCUUCAAAUGACAGCUUCAUAAAUGAAGUAGUAAACUUUAAAUUAUUUUGAGUUGUAUAAAAUGUUAUCUGUGGCAGUUGCACGGAAAUUUACUGACAAAUAGCUUAAGUUGUAAAACAGUAUUCAUUGUGUUAUUUAUUCAUGGCAGUGCAUUAGAUAAACUGUUCAGUACUUUAUUGGUGGGGGAAUCCUUAAAUGGACCUUUUCAUUUUCAAACCUGGUGCUGUAGUUGGACACAGUAGUAGAAAACAGCUACAAUGAACUGUGUCACCACACUAGGUAUCCUAUGCGUCUCUGGUUGCAGCUGAAAUUGACAGCUUCUAUAUUGCAUUAGAUUGUAAGUAAAUAUGUGGUUAAUAUCUGAUUACUGUGACCCCAGGGAGUGUUGCCUUAUGGUUCAAGACCCACCCUCUUAACUAACUUGGAAAAGUUUCUCAACUUUCUGGGUGUAAUGUCUUUUUCAUUUUAUAUUUUAAGGUGCUGAACUGCUACCCAUUUUACCUACUGUCACACAUUCCUGCUGAUGCACUAUGCCACUUGAUUUUUCUGUUGAUUUCAGCUAAGUGUGGCUUACAUAGCACUUUGUAUUAACGUAAACAUUAAGUGUUAUGUGAAAAAACAUACCUACUUCUCAAGCAGUGGUUGAUGCACUUUGUCCUAGAAACAAGUAUGCUUUACAAAAAAGCUGGGAAACAUCUUUGAAGAAAGUGAUAUAUUUGCUUGCUCAUGCUGCUAGCCAUGAACAUUCUUAGCAGCAGUUCUCGUAAUUAAAAGUUUCCUCAUUUUUUUUUUUAUAAUGGUGUGAUAAAGAAAAGUGGUUAUUAGUUGUGCAUGUGUAGAACAUAUGUGUAAAGUUUGCUCAGAAUUUGGAGAUCUGAUUUCUUGUUGGGAGAUUGAUAACUUGUUACUUUAGGUAGAGCUCUUGAACACCUGGCUGAAAAUUUGCCUAAGUAAAUGUGGGAGGUUUUGUAAGUAGUAUUUGUCAGUACUUUAUAACAUGCCAGAAAUGAUAACCAAGUCAGCUUUGCAGAAUUUGUUGACAGCAGUGAAACUUCAGAGACUAGGAUUUAUGCAUAAUACUAGUAGUAGUAGUAUUUUUCUCCCAUUUAUCAUUGAAUUUUGGCUAAUCCUAAACAAAGCUGUGUUAACUGUCUUAACCUUUUUAUUGAUAUUGGUAUGUUUCCUGUACCUCAAAUUGUAUAUUAACCAACUGUCACAUCAUUGUGGAAGCUAGAGGCACUUAAGCAGAUUUUGUUUCAAGCAAUAGUUCUUAUCAGCCAUCUUAAGUGGCUAUUGAUACAUGUUGAGUAUUUAUUCUCUGAAGUAAUAUGUAAUGUUUGUACGUUGACCAUAAUAGGGAAUAGGGAACUACCGAAGUAACAUUAAUGAAGUCCUGCUCUUCCUGGGUACUUAACUGUUGAGAGGUGUAUCCUAUACAGAAGUGCCUGUUGACCCAUGUAGACAGCUGCUUAAGCAUAGUUUUUGAGUAAACUGUAGUGGCUUGUACUGUUCCACAUUUAAUCUGUGACCUUCUGCAUCAGUGACUUAACACAUUAUAAUACCAUAAGCAUUGCACUUCAUAUGUUGUGUAUGAUAAAUAGCAAAAACUCUUACAAGUCUUUUAAAGCAGCAAGCCUUGCCUUGUGUCACAUAAUGUAUAUGCAGCACUUUUUUAUGCUGUUAAUUUCAUGUUGCACUCAGCUGUUGUUUUGUAAGAAAGGCAGAACUGGACCGUCUGAAAUCCUUUGAUCCCUUGUGAUAUGAGGUGUUAGUUGAAUAAGGAAACGUGUUUAAAGUAAUUUGUCCACUAAUCAAACCAUUAAAAUCUUUGUGCAUACUUGAAUGAAGGAGAACUAUUUUUGAAAAGACCUUUUUUUCUCAUUAUGUUUUUUCAUAUUGGCCUUCUUUGUACAGAUGGUAUUGCAGUGUUCAAGUUUUAAGGCGUAUGACUGAUAUAUCUGAGUUCAGGCUGUUUGCACUUCUAGAGGGCAUCAUUACGUCCGAGUGAAAAUGUUACCUUCAUUUGUACAAAAUGUUUUCUAUCUUGUAUAUUUAUGUGCCAUAUGAUGUAACAAAUGAUGUAACUAACCAGUCCCAGUGUUAAAAAGUAACUACAGUGCUGUAUCAGGUUUUUGGAACAGACAAUACAGGCUAAGCAAGUACUGGUAACUGACCGAAGAAUUUUGCCAUUAACUUAAAAAUUUGAUGUCAUAGAGAUUGCUGCACUUUCUUUCCAAGCUUAUUGUUUGUGCCUGCAAUUUAUUGUUUUUCUUGUUAGUCAUUGUAGCGUUUUUUUUGGCAUUUGCUUUUUUUGGGUUAUAAAAUGGUAUGCAGUUCCCCUGUCCUCAAAAUGAAAUGGAUGUUCACCGUACUUUUCACAACUGACCAGGUGAAUAAAUGUUUAGUGUUUCCUUUUUUUUUUAAGCUUUCACUGGUAGCCAGUUGUGAAAAAAGGUUGCCAGGGGGAGUGGGUCAUCACUUUUAACUGUAUCUUGUUCAUUUCUUGAUUAGUUUAUCUGAUUUGUUAACAGUGUCAAUGGUCCAAUGUUUGAAAAUGUACUCGUAGAGGUGUUCGUUUUAUUUGGCUACCGUGCUCAUAAUGAAGAAUUAUUGCUGGUCUGUUCGGUUUGGAAGCUGUAUUAACAGUCUAGCUUUUAAGACUUCAAGAUGCAUUCAUACCUACCUCUGUGAAUAGCUAAGCACAUUAACGCGCUGUUUCACAGCAGGUUACAGAACACAACAGUAUAAGGAUGAAAACUGUUUUUGGUUUGAAACACAUUCCUUAUCUUGAACUUAAAAGUAAAAUUGUCUCUUUUUUUAUGUACAUCGUCUUAAGGUCAUGCAUCUUUGAUGUGUUGUAGCAGCAAGCUAUACAUUCAUGCUCAUGGAAGUUGGAUACUGAACAGAGGUGGCACGAUGGAAACUGAAAAUAACUGCCCUUUUUGUUAGCUAAAAAUGUAAUUUUCUGUAAAACUAUGUGGACUUUUAAACUGUUAAUUAAAAUCAAAAAUAUUAAUUUAUAUUUGUGAAAAAUGCCACUGUCCUAGUGCUUUCAGAUGUAAAUAUAUUGUUUAUAUAGUAUGUAUUAAAUUUUCCUACAUUGUA
This is a messenger RNA of Protopterus annectens (West African lungfish), 6179 nucleotides long. RefSeq names its product chromodomain-helicase-DNA-binding protein 2-like. The annotation marks the transcript as partial. NCBI's taxonomy places the organism in Eukaryota, Metazoa, Chordata, Ceratodontiformes, Protopteridae. The transcript is spliced from 2 exons. The record is from RefSeq and is a predicted model, not a curated record.